This is a messenger RNA of Sorex araneus (European shrew), 4596 nucleotides long. RefSeq names its product pyruvate dehydrogenase kinase 1 (gene PDK1). Gene Ontology annotation, biological process: protein phosphorylation; regulation of glucose metabolic process. NCBI's taxonomy places the organism in Eukaryota, Metazoa, Chordata, Mammalia, Eulipotyphla, Soricidae. Gene Ontology annotation, molecular function: pyruvate dehydrogenase (acetyl-transferring) kinase activity. The record is from RefSeq and is a predicted model, not a curated record. Gene Ontology annotation, cellular component: mitochondrion. The transcript has 11 exons. Bases 74 to 1357 code for a protein of 427 amino acids.
CCCGCCCCCUCGGGCCGCCACGUCCCUCACGUAGCGCCGGGCCGAGGGGACCUGGCAGGCGCGCGGGCUCGCCAUGCGGCUGGUGCGGCUGGUGCGCGGGGCCGCCUCGGCCGGCCGGGCCGCCCGGCCCUGCGCCCGGCGCGGCCUCACGUCGGACGCGGGCGCCGAGCGCAGCGUGCCGGGCCAAGUGGACUUCUACGCGCGCUUCUCGCCGUCGCCGCUUUCCAUGAAGCAGUUCCUAGACUUCGGAACAGUGAAUGCCUGCGAGAAGACCUCCUUUAUGUUCUUACGGCAGGAGUUGCCCGUUCGGUUGGCAAACAUCAUGAAAGAAAUAAGUCUUCUUCCAGAUAAUCUGCUCAGGACUCCAUCAGUUCAGUUGGUUCAAAGCUGGUAUAUCCAGAGCCUUCAGGAGCUUCUUGAAUUUAAGGAUAAAAGUGCUGAAGAUGUUAAAAUUAUAUAUGACUUUACAGAUACUGUGAUACGCAUCAGGAACAGACACAAUAAUGUUAUUACCACGAUGGCCCAAGGCAUUAUCGAAUAUAAGGAGAGCUUUGGGGUGGAUCCUGUUACCAGCCAGCAUGUUCAGUACUUUUUGGACCGUUUCUACAUGAGCCGCAUCUCCAUUCGAAUGUUACUCAAUCAACACUCCUUACUUUUUGGUGGAAAAGGAAGCCCAUCUCAUCGAAAGCACAUUGGAAGCAUAAAUCCAAACUGCAACGUUGUUGAAGUUAUAAAAGAUGGCUAUGAAAAUGCCAGGCGUCUGUGUGAUUUGUAUUACAUCAACUCUCCUGAACUAGAACUUGAAGAAUUAAAUGCCAAAUCACCGGGACUGCCCAUACAAGUGGUUUAUGUACCAUCCCAUCUCUAUCACAUGGUGUUUGAGCUUUUCAAGAACGCCAUGAGAGCCACGAUGGAGCACCACGCCGACAGCGGGGUCUACCCGCCCAUUCGGGUCCAUGUCACGCUGGGUAAGGAGGACCUGACGGUGAAGAUGAGUGACCGAGGAGGUGGUGUUCCCCUGAGGAAGAUCGACAGACUCUUCAACUACAUGUACUCCACGGCGCCCCGGCCUCGUGUGGAGACAUCCCGAGCCGCGCCCCUGGCUGGUUUUGGCUACGGGCUGCCCAUCUCUCGUCUCUAUGCCCAGUACUUCCAGGGAGACCUAAAGCUGUAUUCCCUGGAGGGCUACGGGACUCACGCCAUUAUCUACAUUAAGGCGCUGUCCACGGAGUCCGUAGAGAGGCUCCCGGUGUAUAACAAGGCAGCCUGGAAGCAUUACAACACCAACCACGAGGCUGACGACUGGUGUGUCCCCAGCAGGGAGCCGAAGGACAUGACAACCUUCCGAAGCGCCUAGAAUCCCUUGGGAGACUCAGAAAGUUCUCAAGUGGCAUCUGGAUCCAGUCUGUUGCUUCCAGACUGAAUCAGAACCACAUUAGACCAAAUUCUUCAUCUGUCGCUAUCACUGUGAACUAUUCGGGCAGAAACAAUGGACAGAAAAUCCCCUGCAAUGCCUCCUGAAGGGUGGAACUGUAACUCUUUGACUCACAUGUUCUCAGUUAAUUGAAUGCAGUUUGGGUCAGAUUUCCUCUGUAUGAUGGACAUUAUGAGCAUGGAAAUAAGGUUUUUGGGUUUCAACAAGAAAUUGGUGUUUUGGGGCCAGAGCGAUACUACAAUGGGUAGGGGCUCUUGCCUUGCACGCACUCAAUCCUGACAUCGCAUGUGGUUCUCUGAGCACCCACCACUAGAAGUAACCCCUGAGUAUUACCAGAUGUGACCCCAAAAAUAAAAUUUAAAAAAAACAAGGGGGGGCUGGAGCGAUAGCACAGCGGGUAGGGCAUUUGACUUGCACACGGCUGACCUGGGUUCGAUCCCCAGCAUCCCAUAUGGUUCCUUGAGCACUGCCAGAAGUAAUUCCUGAGUGCAGAGCCAGGAGUAACCCCUGUGCAUCGCCAGGUGUGACCGAAAAAGCAAAAAUAUAAGAAAUAAAAUAAACAAAAAGAAAAGAAAGACAGAGUAUUUUAAAAUACUUUUCAUUUAUGUCUGUCCUUCAGAAGCAUUUUCUUAAAUAACACCGAUUGCCUCAUUAGCCCUUGUCUGCUUUCGGAUGAGACCUGCCGUCUAGUGUUGAGUCACAGCAGCAAUGAGAAGAAGGUCUUCAGCUCAGAGAGAGGGGCUGGUGGCUCCUUGCAAGUGUAAGGCCCUGAGUUAAAGCCUGGGGCCACCUGCACAAGCUCAAAUGAUCCUCACAGCCUCCUGCCUGGGUCCCGCCUGUCCCCAGGAAGAAGGUUUUUAGGUUUAUAAGUGAAGAUAAACUAAAGCAAAGAAGAAAAAAGUUUUUGCCCUGUAGGUAUAGAAAGUACAUAGCCAACCCCCUGUCAGCUUCUACAUGCAUUGUCUUAGCUAUGAAAACAGUAGGACAUUUUUUUAAAUUUUCAUUGCUGGGGAUUGUAACAGUAGCCCCCCUGUGGGUCUGGAUUUGGGCAGACUGCAGUGGAUGUGCCUGUGGUUAAUGAAAAAGGAAAUAAUAAAAGCAGAUGAGUGGCUGUAGCCUUUCCGAGAGGAUACUGAGGGCAAAGCAGUCCAUCCUUCAGUUGGAACCAUCCAUCAAGAUGGGUCCCCAGGACAGUUUGUCCAAGACCCUCCUCCCGACGGGCUGGUCAGGCUCUCUACAGCCAAACUCAGGAACCUCAGCUAUUUAGCACCACUUCCCAGGUCAAUGUGAUGCCUCACUCACAUCAGGAACCUUUCUUUAGGUGAGCGAAGAUGGUACCACCCCCGAUAAUGUAACAGAGCUUCAGGUUAAGUUUUCACCUAUGGGAUGGUGAGACAGAUGUGUAAAAUCCAGAGGCCCAACCCAUAGCACAAGUCUGGUGCAGCUGGAAGCAUGAUGACAAGAGGGAGGUGAGGUCACAGGAGAAUGAGAACUCAAAAUGUCUAUGUCUUGUCAAAAAACGCAUAUUUGGGGCUGUUUUGUGUUGGGGGCCACACCUGUUGGUGCUCAGGGCUUAGUCCCGGCUGUGUGCUCAGGGAUCACUCCUGGUGGUGCGUGGGGGACCAUACAUAUAGGCAGUGCCAAGGAUUGAACCUGGGUCAAUUACAAGAAUAUGUAUUUUAUUUAAAAAAGCUCAACUUGGUUUUCACAUACAAAAAAAUCAGCGUGGACUUAGUGUCAUGAUCCUUUGCAUUUUUAUAGGACAAACUUGUCGUUUGUAACUUUGAUAUAUUUUGGGUAAUGAUUGUGCUUUAGUUGAUAGAGGUCUUGAGCAGGUCCUCACUCUGCUAGCCAGCUGCCAGCCGCCCAGCCGGAGAGCAGCAACAGAGGAGCCGGGAGUAGUUAAAACUCAUCUACGGUAGAGGUAACUGGGAAAUGAGCAGUGGAAAGAAAUUUUAGAGGCCAGAGUACAGCAUACAGAGGCCAGAGUAUAGCAGCUAGGACACUUGCCUUGCACAAGACCAAUCCAAGUUCAAUCCCCAGCACCCGAUAUGGUCCCAUGAGACCCCCCAGGAGUGAUCCCUGAGCACUGCCAGGUGUGGCACAAAAAAAGAAUUUUUUUUUUGUUUUAAAUGUAGGAGUACUGCUAGUCAGCUACUGAUUAAGCUGACUGAAUCGGGCAUGAAUUCCACAACAACAAAAUUUUUAAGAGAUAUGUUAAUGGUUAAAGAACAACGACUUAAAUGGGGGAAUUGUUUACCUGGGACGUAGGGUGAGUUAAAAUACCUCAUUCUCUGAGACUGACAUAAACUUAGCAAGUCUGUACUUUUAUAAGUGGGGGGUAGUUGUCAGGCCCCCCAAGUGGCUAUAAUUCUGAGAUGUGGGGCCGUGCUGUACUCCUACGUUCUAUGGGUCUGAGCAAAUGUUGGGAGAUCUCUCACCUAAUCCAUCAUAUCUUAAUUCUGGAUUAUGUGUAAAAUAGCAGACUUUGUUAAUGGGUGAGGUUUUUUAAAGUUUAAUGUGCUACUGUUUUUAGCUUUACACUAGAUUUUCUAAUAAUACUUUUCUCAUAAUAUUAAAGAAUCCUCCGAAUCAAAGUAUUCUCUUUCUGUGAUAUUUAUACAAAUGAGAUAACUUGAUGUUUUUGCUUAUAAAACACUCCAUUCUGCCCUAACCCAAAGGAAAGUUCUUUCCUCUUUAUUUAUGGCUAUUUCCAUAGGAAGAGCUUUCCUUUGGCUGGUUUCUAAGGUUUUACACUCUGGUAUUGUGGUAAUGGACAGAAAAUUACAUAUGAAAGUAUUUGGGGAGGAAACCAUUUCCUUGGUUUUAAGUCAUUGUAUGAACUGAAAAGCUUGUAGAUUCUUAUAUGAUUUUAUUCACAAGUGUUUAAUGUACUGAUGGUAUAAGUACCAAAAUACACUGAAUGAUAAGAAAUGGAUACUGAUUUUUUUUUCUUCAAAUACAACCUGGGCAUUUAGUGAUGGUGCCAAAAUUUUCAAGGAGGAAUGAUAAAAAUACUCAGCUUAUUACUUAAAAUACUGGUUGACUUUCAGUCGUUCGUGCUUAGUGACAACCACUUUCUUAAACUGUGAAGUUUUUACAGAGAGAUCUUAAAGUGGAAGUCAGCUAUAAUAUUUUAUAAACUCUUGCAUAUGACAAUA